AUACCAAUUAAGCAAUAGUUUUUUUGUGUGAUAAAGGUUACUUUAAAAAGUAAAAAAUUUUAAAAUACUUUUUUAACAACAAUGAAGUAGCCAAAUCAUAAAGUCUUCCACAUAAAAAGGAUUACAAUUAAGUGAAAAUCAUAUCGGGAUCCAUUCCGUAGCUUAGAGAAAAUAAACAGAGAAACAGAGAACUAGAUAGCUACUUUGGUUUAUAGACACUGUUUAUAGACUGAUACGACCGAUGACUUUAAGGAGUUAAAUGUUUAAUCACCUGAUUACUAAUACCUGCCAAAGUUGUCCGGAAGAGAUAGCUCGCUUCUAGAAACAAUACCGCCCGUUAGUAAUGUUAUUUAUUUAUUUUGUUUGUGAUAAUACCAAUGGUUGCUACAAAGAGGGUAGAUUAUAAAAUUACUUUGUGUACCAAAUGCACGCUGGCUCCUAUUCCAGUGUACGGAACAUUCGGCUGUUUGUAUUGUGGUAUAUCGCUCAAUUAAAUUAUCUGAAUGACAAAUGAAUUCGCAUAGUUUGAAAAGAUAAUUACAACAUAUUUACACAUAAACAUGAUACAAAAAAGAGACGAGUAAUGUACCGUCAUACAAAGCUCUUUCCGGUAGGUCCUAUCAACAUAAUAUUAUCUCUAUCUUUAUCUUCACGGGUUACUUUAAUCACAAGUAAAUCUAUAAAAACUGCACUAUGAGCAUAUGCUGCUCACAAUACGAUUGAUCACCUAAAAUAAAGGUUCAUUAAUUUUUUAAUCAAAAAUGGAAGCUGAAAAAGCUACUACAGCAGAAUUGGAUACAAGUCCAGCUCCAAUGGAAUACAAGGAUAUGUCAUUUUGUCAACGAGUCAAAUAUGUCAAGAGCCACGUAACUGUAGAAGUAACUGGGUUUUUAGUCAUUUUUGCGAACAUUCUACAAGGAGUGGCCCAGCAAGUCCUGGGCUUAGAAAAAGCAUGCCGAGUAAAUUUAGGAUUGGACGACGAGAUCUGCGAUGCACUCAGAGCCCAGAAUGGGACAGAAGAUUUAUUACCUUACGAAAGAAUGAUCCAGGAGCUAUUUGCGUCACAAAUGAUAUGGACAAGUGCAAUGCAAACCGUACUCUCCUGUAUAAUAGCCGUAUUUGUCGGUGGAUGGAGUGACGCGACCGGCAGAAGGAAAGUGAUAAUGCUGGCCUGCCUUUCUGGUGAAAUAGGACUGACGUUAAACAACCUCAUUAAUGUGAUAUUUUUUGAUCAAAUCCGUCUGGAAAUUUACCUAUUUUUUAAUGUAUUAUCUGUUAAUAUUUUCGGAGGAAGCGGUGUGAUGUUCCUGGCAAUAUUAAACUACAUGUGCGAUAUCACGACACCGGAAAAUAGAACACACAGAAUGGGUUUUGUGAACUUAGCAACGUUUGCCAGUAUGCCGCUGGGCUUAUCCGUAUCGGGUAUUAUUUUAAGCUAUGGGGGAUAUUAUGCUAUAUUCGUACCGGCACUAGUUCUGCACCUUAUAAAUUUGUUUUAUCUUAUAUUAUACAUAUUUGACACUGCCAGAACCGAAGAACAUAAAAAGCACGACGGUAAAGGGGCGAUUCACUUCUUGAGGACUUUCUUCAACCUUGGAACUAUAAAACAAAUGCUUGCAAUUGUCUGGAAAAAGACAGAAAACAACAGAAGGAAAACACUGCUGAUAUUAAUUGGUACUAUUACUUUCAUCUACGGACCUUUCAUUGGGGAAAUGGCAACUUUAUAUAUGGCGACCAGAUAUCGCUUUAACUGGGAUGAAGUACAGUUCAGCUUCUUCCAGACAUACAACUUCCUCAUAAGUGUAACAGGUACUUUGAUAUCUUUGUUGCUGUUCAGCAAAUAUCUGAAGUGGCACGACAGCGUAUUGGGAAUAACAGCUACUACCAGCAAGAUUCUAGCAGCGUUUGUGUUUUGUUUCGCACCGAACACAGGCAUCUUCUACCUGGGUCCUCUUGUUGAUAUAUUAAGCGGUGCAUUGUUACCAUUAUUGUCAAUUAGAUCAAUUUACACAAAACUAAUGACACCGGAUGAACUGGGCAAGAUGACGUCACUAUUUGUUUUGUUUGAAAACCUGGCGCCAGUGAUUUUUGUCCCGGUUUACGUUACCAUCUAUACUUCCACCAUGGACACGCUGCCAGGAGCUGUUUAUCUAUUCGGAGCCGCCGUGACAUUACCAGGACUACUAGCAUUCUUAUAUCUCUUCCGCAUGCACAGAGUAAGUUUGAAGAAAACGAUGAUGCCGUAAAUGAAUAUAUUACCGAAACUCAUCAAGCGCAGUCUGCAAAGAAAAAUAUUUAUGCAUAUUAACAUGCUGUGAAAAAAAUAUGUCGUUGGAUGAACACACGCCGCGAGAAGUGGAUGCACUGGUUGCACCUGUAUCCCUUCGGGAAUAAAAGUCUUGUGUGUAUGUGAGUGUGUGUGAGUGUUUAUAAUAAAUUAUAAUGGAUAAAAGGUCGUGCGAUUACCAGGUACCAGAUGCUGUGAUUUCCGGGUUUGACUUUAUAAUAGAUUUAUCUAGUUUUUAAUUUGCAAUACGUGUGUUGUUGUCUUCGUUUUAUCCCUAGUACGUAAUGUGUACUAGUACUAAAAAAAACUAGUACUAAAAAAAUUGUUUCCCAACAUUGCGAAGACUGCAGCCUUUAUGAUCACGAGAAGACUGAGGUGUUGGUCGUCUGUAUACUCAGUUAUAAUAUUUAUACAUAUUAUAAAACAAAGUUCUCAAAAGCCGUCUGUCUGUAAGUGAUCGAGUUUCUCAAAACCUACUGAACGGAUUUUGGUACACUUUAUACUAAAAGGUAGUACAAUUCUUGAGGAAGGUUUACGUUAAUAGUACAUUACGAUUUAAUGUAAAUUGACAGAAAUAUAACGAUUACUGUUGAAGAGGUCGCGAGGUUGUAAAGACUUGUGGGUCAGGUUUACGCGGGAACAACUGUGUGACAUACUGAUUUUCACGCAGUGAACCCGCGGGCACAGCUAGUCUACCUAUAUUUUACAAUAAUACAAAAUGUUAUUAUUUUUGCGGUGAUACAGAAUACGAUUAAAUUGUAAUUUUAGUACCGGGACGCUAUGAUUACCAUUUUGACAGAUUACAAGCAAAGGUAAAGUCUCAAUUCAUUACAUAUCAAAAAUAUAUAUAAUAAUCAAUCCGAGCGCAUCUCUGUUUUUAGCUUAAUAACAAGUAUUGCAAGGAGUAGAUUAAAAAGUUUUACUAAAGCUAAAAUAAAAAUGCUUACUUUAUAUAUUUCAAUGAACCGAAUAUUGCAAUGAAAAUGAAUGUACUAUAAGUAGCAAAAUAAAACCGGGAGGCGUGGCUGCAACGUCACAAUGACAUUAGUGCCGUGAUCAGUCGCGCGAAAAAAAAAGGCGCGAAACAACCGACCAGCGCGCGGACCACUGCGUCGGUGAUACACUUUUGCUUGCAUUUUUCUUCGGAUCGAACGGACGUUCACAACCGUUGCAUUUCGCUAACUAUAUUUUUAUGUUCUUGCUCUUUUGCUUAUUUGUUAGCUAAUUUGAUUCAAAUUGUUGUCUUUUUGUA
Manduca sexta (tobacco hornworm) is the source of this 3539-nucleotide messenger RNA. RefSeq lists its product as uncharacterized. Gene Ontology annotation, cellular component: membrane. Gene Ontology annotation, biological process: transmembrane transport. Lineage: Eukaryota; Metazoa; Arthropoda; Insecta; Lepidoptera; Sphingidae. Gene Ontology annotation, molecular function: transmembrane transporter activity. The transcript has 7 exons. The coding region runs from base 762 to 2246 and encodes 494 amino acids. The record is from RefSeq and is a predicted model, not a curated record.